GAAGAAGAGCAAUUAAGUUCAACUCUCUUUCUCUUUAAAGAAACAAAUUCUGGGGAAUCGAUUUCACAUUCUGUUCUUCAAUUCUGCUUACAGAAUGUUGGGAUAUUCCAAAUUCUUGCGCCGGAAGAACGAGGAAAUGGAGAAUGUCCCUCCCAACUCUAGAGACUCAUUGGGAUCUCAAGCGAGUCACGACUCAUCAACUCGGGCUCCACUCAUCUCCAUUCCGGUGCCUACAGCAAACCCUAAACCAGAACCAGAAACGAGUUUCCGGUGUCGAAUAGACAGGACUCCGACUAAGUCCAAAUCCAGAAACCCUGAUUCCACAUUGCCACUUAGGACACCUGACAAACAUGGUGGUUUGUCAAAGAAUCGUUUAGGAUGGGCUCAGAGAAAUGAUAACAGUGAUGAUGUGAGGACUGAUGCAAGAAAUAUGACACCUAAGGUUAGUAAGGGAGUGGGUAGGGCUAAUUCAUGUUAUUCUGAGACUAAUUCAACUCAGAAUACGCCUACAAAGAGCGCCAGUAAGCCUCCAACUCCAGGUUAUAAGAGCAGGAUUGAUGGGAAUGGAGGCAUUCGUGGGGGAAAUUUUUCGGCAUUGUAUAGAGGGAUUCCCAGCUCUUUUGGUCCAACUACUGUUGUUGAUACGGUUGAAGUGCCUCACUUUGAUCUUAAGGAGGACCCUUCGUUUUGGAUGGAUCACAAUGUACAGGUUCUAAUACGUGUCCGUCCUCUCAAUAGGAUGGAGAAGAGUAUGGAUGGCUAUAAUAGGUGCUUAAGGCAGGACAGUGCUCAGAGCAUCAGUUGGAUUGGGCAACCAGAAACUAGAUUCACAUUCGACCAUGUGGCAUGUGAAACGAUUGAUCAGGAAAUGCUUUUUAGGAUGGCUGGUCUGCCGAUGGUGGAGAAUUGCUUAUCUGGCUACAAUAGCUGUAUGUUUGCAUAUGGCCAGACAGGAAGUGGUAAGACACAUACGAUGAUUGGUGAAAUUCAAGAUUUGGAAGUCAAACCAAGUCCACACCGGGGAAUGACUCCACGAAUAUUUGAGUUCUUAUUUGCAAGGAUUCAAGCUGAAGAGGAAAUCCGGAGGGAUGAGAAGCUAAAAUACAAUUGCAAGUGCUCUUUCCUAGAAAUUUAUAAUGAACAAAUAACAGACCUACUUGAUCCCUCAUCCACUAAUUUGCAAAUUAGGGAGGAGGUUAAGAAAGGAGUUUAUGUGGAAAAUCUGUCCGAAUUUGAAGUUCAGACAGUGAAUGAUAUUUUGAAGCUUUUAGCUCAGGGUUCUUUAAAUAGGAAAGUUGCAGCAACAAACAUGAAUAGAGAGAGCAGUCGUUCACAUAGUGUGUUCACAUGUGUAAUUGAGAGCAGAUGGGAAAAAGAUUCCACAACAAAUCUAAGGUUUGCCAGAUUAAACCUAGUUGAUCUUGCUGGUUCAGAAAGGCAGAAAACCUCUGGGGCUGAGGGUGAGCGUUUAAAGGAAGCUGCCAACAUUAACAAAUCCCUGUCAACGCUAGGUCAUGUAAUAAUGAUUCUGGUGGAUGUGGCGCAUGGGAAGCCAAGGCAUGUUCCUUAUAGAGAUUCAAAGCUGACCUUUCUUCUUCAGGACUCUCUUGGGGGAAAUUCUAAGACAAUGAUAAUUGCUAAUGUCAGCCCUUCUGCCUGCUGUGCAACUGAAACUCUGAACACUCUAAAGUUUGCCCAGCGUGCAAAAUUGAUUCAGAACAUUGCUGUGGUGAAUGAAGACUCAACAGGGGACGUUUUUGCACUACAACAUCAGAUACGUCUUCUAAAGGAGGAGCUUUCUGCACUUAAACGCCAGAAUGUCUGCAGGUCUUUGUCUUUUUGUUCAACAGAUGUUAAUACAGCAGAAUUAGGAGAAGAUGCUAGCAACGAUAACAAAUGUGAGAUGGAUCAACAAGGGGUUGAUGAUGUGCUUGGAUAUGAAUCCAAAGGCAUUGUGAGAAUGUCUACCAAGCAGUUGAAGUCUUUGGAAACCACUCUUGCUGGUGCUUUGAGGAGGGAGCAGAAGGCAGAAACUUCUAUCAAGAAUCUUGAAGCUGAAAUUGAAAAAUUAAAUAGUUUGGUUCAUCAAAGAGAGGAAGAAAUGAGGAGCACUAAAAUGAUGCUCAGGAUUCAAGAGGAAAAAAUUCACAGAAUGGAGUCCCUCGUUCACGGCUCAUUACCUGUGGAUUCUUUUUUAUUGGAAGAGAAUAGAGUGCUUUCUGAAGAAGUUCAGUUGCUCCAAGCUAAAGUUGAUAAAAAUCCAGAAGUAACUCACUUUUCUUUGGAGAAUAUAAGGCUUUUAGAUCAACUCAAAAGAUAUCAAGAAUUCUAUGAAGAAGGAGAGAGAGAGAUGCUCCUGGAUGAAGUAUCCAUGUUGCGGGAUGAGGUGCUUCAUCUUCUUGAUGCAAACUCCAAGCAGCAUAGCCAUCCAAACUUGAGUGGGCAAUCGCAGUUGCAAAACACAAUCAAUGAGUUAGAAGAAUGCAAGCGCAACCUUAAUUCUUGUUUGGAGGACAACGCUAAACUUCAUAGAGAAAUACAUGAUUUACGCACCAUGUUAAACGAUAUCAAUUCUUCUCCCAAUGAUCAAGAUGUCAAUUUCAUAACAAUAAAGGAUCUUAAAAAAAAUGUGGACCUGGAGCAGAUAGAUGUUCAUCAGGGCUUGAAAAUUGCUGAACAGAUUCUGGAUUUGCAGCUGGAAUUGGAUAUACUAAAGAUUAUUCUCCAAGAAGAGAGAUCAUCUUGUCAUCAAGUAGAGGAAAGAUCCAAGUGCUUGACUAGAGACCUUGAUCUGGCAGAAAAAAAGCUGAUUGUCAUGAGGAAGCAGAUUGAAGAUACAAACGGUGAAUUGAAAGAAGCAAAGGCUGUGAUUGAAGCCCUUGAGUCACAACAAAUUCUGUCAAUCAAUGAGUUAGAGGACUUGAAGAAAAGCAGCAGUCAUUUUGUAAAGCUUUUGAAUGAACAGGAACUUGAAAACAUUUCUUUGAAGAAGCGACUUGCUAAGAAGGAGUUAAGAGAUUAUCCACCAUCUGAAUGUCCUGAGAGCAUGGAGUCCAAAGUACAGCUUAAAUUCCAGAGGAUGCAAGACUCCCUUGAGAAGGCCAAGAGAAUGAAUGAAUGGUACCAAGAUGAUCGUGCUUUCCAGGCAACUAAUGCAGAUGAAAUGGAUGCAGUUCGAAGGCAGGCUGAAGCUGAAACUGCUGAGGUAAUUGUCUCUUUGCAGGAAGAACUUGCUGCUCUUCAUCAGCAAGUAGAAGCUUGCCUUUUAAAAGAGAUGGAGGCUAAAAUGACAACAACAAUCAUGGAAACUGAGUUGAAGGAGUUGCAAAAAAGACUACAUCUCUUGAGUCAAGAUAAUAGAAAGUUACUUGAAAGGGUUGAAGAGAAGGGCGUGGAACUAACAGCAUUAUCAGAGGAGUGGGUCAUGCUGGCAUCAGAAAUUGAACAUAUUCUAACUGAUGGCCAUGAGGAACUCAUUGAUGCCUCGGAUCAACUCAAUCAUAUUUCCAGUUAUUUCUCACGGAAAAGGAUUUGGAUUUCUGAUCAAGUCAGCAAGUUGAUUAGAAUCAUCUCUGAAAAAGAACUAUUGAUUGAAGAACUAGGCACAUGCCUAGAGGAUGCAAAUGAAAAAAGAAAUGAUCUGGAGUGCAUGCUGAAGUCUUUGAGAAGUGCUGUGCUGGUUAUUAAUGACGCACAUCAGCAUGAGUGCAGUGAAAAGGAGAAAGAAAUUCUUCUACUGAAGUCACAGUUGAGUAUUAAAACAUCUACCAUAGUAAAGCUGGAAGACUGAAGAUUGCAGAGGAUCACAUUAAAAAGACAUCAGUUUGUGCAACUGUCGUUUUUAUGAUUGUUAACAGAUUGUCAGAAAAGAAAGUCUUAGCCAUCUAUCUCAAUACAUUGGAGGUCAAUGAUGCCCCGCUUGGAGAAUCAGCAGAUGUAAUAUUGUGAAUGGAUGCUCUUCUUGGAGAUCAAGCUGCUGCAAAUGAAGAAAGAAAAAAUGACUCUUAGAGUUGAACUUGCGAAGUACGAGGAAAUCUGCAUUGAACUUGAGCAGAGGCUUUUACAAGAGGAGUAACGUGCUUGCAUUAUGGACCAAAGGCUAAAAGAUUUUGAAGAGAAGGAAAUUUUGGUGGAGACAGGAAAAAGUUACUAAGCUAAAAACCACUGUAUGCACACUCAGGUCAUGGCUGAGCAAAGUGAUGAAAGUCCAAAAGGAACUACUAGGGAAAUUUGUACCCCUUUUGAUGGAAAUGAUGAAAGACGGGUUAGCUAAUUCUCGUUUUCUGAUAGAUAUGCAUUUCAGAAAUUCACAUCUAUGAUGUAAAGAAAAUGUCCUGCCAGCAAAACCUCCAGCAGUGCAUUCAUAAUCACGCCAAAAGAAAGGAGGAAAAUAACAUACUAAAAAUCCAGAAUGAAGACUGCUGUACUAAAUUGCAGUUUACGGAGGUCAUGCUAUUGUGUCAGGGAAAGCGUACUCAUCAUCAUGCUUCCAUUGAUGAACAUCCUAAUAUUGAUUUUGAUGAGGAGCAACAGUUGAAAUAUAAACUGAAGGUCAGUCCACAAAGAUGAGCAAGUCUGAUAUUUAUAAACUGAGCUGAUUGUAUGCUUAAUCCAUGCAUACAGUUUCCUUAACAGAGAUUGUUAAGCUUAUGUACCAACAUUUUAAGGGUGUUUGACUGAUAGAGUAAUUGGUUUUUCUUUCUCCUAUCAUAGCCAGGAAACUCAUUACUCAUUUGAACUGAACUUCACAGGCAGCUGGAAUAACAAAACUUGUUUCCGAUAUAUAUAUAUACAUCACCUCAUGCUACUGCUGAAGAGGCACUUAAUCAUCUCAAUAACAAGGUCACCUCUCUUGAAAGAGAGUUGCAGAAUCUAACACUCAAGAGUAGAAUUACAGAGCCAGAGAAACUGAUUGUAAGGACUAUUGCCACAAUCUCCACCAAGAAAGCUCUAGAACAGAAGUGAAAUGUCAAUCUCUCAGGCAAUCAUCCCAAACUCCAGUUGUUUCUACCCUCAUCAAUAGCCUUUUGCUAACAAUCACACACUCGGUACAGAAAUUUUUUUGUGCGUUUUUAUUCAUUCACAUGGUCUCUCGGCCAAUAUUUUGUCCAAAUAUAAAUAAAAUUCAGCGGCAAUG
Molecule: messenger RNA, 5137 nt
Organism: Rubroshorea leprosula
Lineage: Eukaryota; Viridiplantae; Streptophyta; Magnoliopsida; Malvales; Dipterocarpaceae
Source: the annotation of a GenBank genome assembly